AUGUUCCGCACCGCCCUUCUCAGGACCGCUCCGGCUCUCCGAACCGUCGCCGCGAGGCCCGCCGUCUCGUCGACUAGGUUCCUUAGCGGCGUCGCGCGCAGGCCCGUCGUGAUUGCGCCAACACGCACUGCUGCUUUUGCGGUUAGGUAUUACUCUGCGGGGGGAUCGCUUAACAAGGAGGAGGUUGAGGGAAGGAUCAUCUCUUUGCUCCAGGGCUUCGACAAGGUCAACGACCCCAACAACAUCAAGCCCAAUGCCCACUUCUCCAACGAUCUCGGCUUGGACAGCCUUGACACCGUCGAGGUCGUCAUGGCCAUCGAGGAGGAGUUCAGCAUUGAGAUCCCCGACAAGGAGGCCGAUGCCAUCCACUCCAUCGACCAAGCGGUGGAGUACAUCCUCAAACAGCCCGACGCCAACUAA
Messenger RNA from Scedosporium apiospermum, 420 nucleotides. RefSeq lists its product as uncharacterized. Gene Ontology annotation, molecular function: acyl binding; acyl carrier activity. Bases 1 to 420 code for a protein of 139 amino acids. The record is from RefSeq and is a predicted model, not a curated record. Gene Ontology annotation, cellular component: mitochondrion. The transcript has 5 exons. NCBI's taxonomy places the organism in Eukaryota, Fungi, Ascomycota, Sordariomycetes, Microascales, Microascaceae. Gene Ontology annotation, biological process: fatty acid biosynthetic process.